GGCGCGGCGGCCGGUGUGCGGAGCGGGGGUGCGCCGAGAGCGCGAGCCGGGCAGUGAGCGCGCGGAGGGCCGUGCGUGCGCUCCGCCGGGGCCGGAGGAGCCGCAGGGUCUGGAGCCGCAGCCCAGACGGACAGGGGAGCCCGGCAGGGAGACCGGGAGCCGCGGAGGCUGGAGACCCGGAGGAAGCGGGGCAAUCGCGGGGCCCGGGGCCAGCGCAGAGCCGGAACCUGGAGCAAGAGCGGAGCCUGGAGGGAACCGCAGCCCCGGGCGAGCGCGAGCCGCAGGCGCUCCGGGGUGACUCGGUCAGAGCCAGGCUCUUCCCGGCUGGACGGCGCGACCCUCGCCCUCUCCCGCCCUCCCCUCCGGCUCCCUCUGCUCAUUCUGUCACUGCCUGAGACGAGCCCACCUCGCUCGGCCUUCCAGGAGUCGCCGGGCAGAGCCGCGCCCACCAUGCGCCUCAACAGCUCUGCGCCAGGUCCCCGGGGCCAGCCUGGCGCCAACUCCUUCCCGCUGCCACCGAGGGGGCUGGAAGGGGCGCUCCUGGCCCUGGGCUUCAGGAACGGCUCUGGCAACGCGUCGGAGCACCUCCAAGAGGCACCCAGCAGCGACCUGGAUGUGAACACCGACAUCUACUCCAAGGUGCUGGUGACCACCGUGUACCUGGCGCUCUUCGUGGUGGGCACCGUGGGCAACUCGGUGACAGCAUUCACGCUGGCCCGCAAGAAGUCGCUGCAGAGCCUGCAGAGUACCGUGCACUACCACCUGGGCAGCCUGGCGCUGUCCGACCUGCUCAUCCUGGUCCUAGCCAUGCCCGUGGAGCUAUACAACUUCAUCUGGGUGCACCACCCCUGGGCCUUCGGCGACGCUGUCUGCCGUGGCUACUACUUCCUGCGGGACGCCUGCACCUAUGCCACGGCCCUCAACGUGGCCAGCCUGAGUGUGGAGCGCUACCUGGCCAUCUGCCACCCCUUCAAGGCCAAGACCCUCAUGUCCCGGGGCCGCACCAAGAAGUUCAUCAGUGCCGUCUGGCUGGCCUCCGGCCUGCUGGCCGUCCCCAUGCUCUUCACCAUGGGGCAGCAGAACCGCAGCGCCGACGGCCAGCACCCUGGCGGCCUGGUGUGCACGCCCGUCGUGGGCACCGCCACGAUCAAGGUCAUCAUCCAGAUUCACACCUUCAUGUCCUUCCUGUUCCCCAUGGUUGUCAUCUCCAUCCUGAACACCAUCAUUGCCAACAAGCUGACCAUCAUGGUUCGCCAGGCAGCUGAGCAGGGCCAGGUGUGCACGGUUGGGGACCCGCAUAGCUCUUUCAGCAUGUCCAUCGAGCCCAGCAGGAUCCAGGCCCUGCGGCAUGGCGUUCGGGUCUUACGUGCCGUGGUCGCGGCCUUCGUGGUCUGCUGGCUGCCCUACCACGUGCGGCGCCUCAUGUUCUGUUACAUCGCAGAUGAUCAGUGGACUUCGUUCCUCUACGACUUCUACCACUACUUCUACAUGCUGACCAACACCCUCUUCUACAUCAGCUCUGCCAUCAACCCCAUCCUCUACAACCUGGUCUCCGCCAACUUCCGCCAGAUCUUCCUGUCCACCCUGGCCUGCCUCUGCCCUCUGUGGGGGCGCAGGAGGCGGCGGCCCACCCUCCCCAGGAAGGCCAACAGCGUGUCCAGCAACCACACCUUCUCCAGCCACACCACCCGGGAGACGCUGUACUAGGACCGAGGUCGGCAGGGCAGGAGGGGUGCCUGUGUGGCUCUGCGCCUGCCACCCAGCAGCAGCCCCUGGGAGCUGGGGUGGUCAGGAGAGGCCCUGAGGCUGUGCCCUGUGCCCUGGCCCCAGGGCCCAUUGCUCCUGGCUUCUCCCCUCUCCACCCACCUGCCCUUCCCCGGCUCCUCUUUGAGAGCUGGAAAGAGAUCGUUCCUUCCCCGAUCCAGGUAGGGCCUUAAUGAGGAGAAAUUCGUGCUCCUUGAAAGGCAGUCUUCUUUGUUCCCAGACUGAUGGGUGUUUGCAAGGAUCAGAAAUAAAAGGAGCAGUUGUGGCUGCCGGCUAGCAUGGGGAGGCGGCUGCCCGGAGUGGGCAGUCGUGGAGCUGGCUGGCAGGGCCGUCCUGGCACCCAGGAGAGCCGGGGGCCCUUCCGCCGCCUCUGGUACAGCAGGCACCCGGGGCGCCUGCCCCUUGAAAGGCGACUCCCAGGGGCUUUGGUGUGCCGGAGGGCAAGAGGGUCUGGCCUCCCUGCACCCACCCCAGCAGCCCAGCCAGGCCAGCGCUGUCCCUCUCCCUCUGACUCCCGCUGUGCGGGCACACACUGGUAGCCCAGCCCCAAGCUGCUUCAGGGUGGGCACCCCGAGGCUGAGGGCAGUUGGCUGGGCUUCCAAGAGGUGCUGGGCCUGUGAACUCGGUGCAGGCGAGGAGGAAGAGCCUCGGGUGCAGGCAGGCCCCACCUGCAGCCACGUUGAGGCCCACGCUCUCCCCCAGCAGGCGGCAGCCUCAGCCCCAGGUGCCCAGAAAGGAGGUGCCCCCUUAGUCUCUAGGAGCUGGUCUCCAGACAGGAUGGCCCGGCCCCAGCCCUGGUCCCCUGAGCAAGUGGCAAAAGGGCCUGGAGAGUAAAAUACAGGCCUUUUUAAAGUAGCUCCCCUAGGCUUAGGGGCACAUGUGCCCUGAAGAGAUGGCCAGGCCGGCAGGAGGCCUGCUUGGGCAGCAUGGACUGAGGACUUGGUGGGGACCUGGUCCUGGUCCUGGGUCACCGGGACUCACUCACCCCAUUAUAAAAAUGGUGAGCUGGCCGCCGCAGCACCCAUGGCUCCUUCAGAUGUGGGUGUUCUGCUCUGAGCUGGCGUGUUGCUCGGGCCCAUGAAAUCCCUCCCCACCCACAGAACCCUUCGGUUCUGGCACAGGGCCAGGGACUCAGGGCCAGGCAGCCCUCCCAUAACCCAGUGGCCACCUACCCAGGGGACAAGGCCAGCCCAGAGCUCCCACGCAGGCGUCUACUCCCAGCAGGAGAGCAGGGGAGUUCGGACCAGCUGGGUGGACAAGUGGGCGUCAGAGUUUGGCAAAGACUCAGGCUGGGCCCGGGCACCAGGCUUCAGAACAAGGACUGGGAUUCAUUCUGAGAGCCCCUCAGACCCUGCAUUCCUGGACCUCUGGCACAGGGCUGAGGUCCCCAGCUGAGAAACGGGUGUGGCAUGCCACCCGCGGCUCUGCCAGCGCUGGAUGGGACUGGUGGACCCAGCCCAGGACACACAGAAGGGAUGAUGAGGUCUGUAGCUGCCACCCCAAGCCCACUGCGCUGUCCUGGCAUCUGUGUUCCUGCCUUCACACCUCACAUGCAUAGGGCACCUGUCUGCAUACCGCCAGAUGGCCCUCCUGCCCAGCCGCCACCCAGCGCUGUCAGCACCUUGUGAAGCCACAAGCUGGCCCCACAUACUGUGCACGUGUCUCAUCGAGGGCCCAGUGUCCUGGGUGAUGGGCAGACUAGGAUGGAACCCCCUAGUGCCCUCUCACACGUUGCUCAAGAUGACCACCCCACCCCCCACGAUGUACACCAUUGACAAGAAUAAACCCCCUUAUGUCAAUAAAGGAGGCUGUGGACCCCACCACUUGGCCUCUGCUGUGGAA
Molecule: messenger RNA, 3606 nt
Organism: Manis pentadactyla (Chinese pangolin)
Lineage: Eukaryota; Metazoa; Chordata; Mammalia; Pholidota; Manidae
Gene: NTSR1
Product: neurotensin receptor 1
Exons: 4
Coding region: 451-1707 (418 amino acids)
Biological process (GO): neuropeptide signaling pathway
Cellular component (GO): plasma membrane
Molecular function (GO): G protein-coupled neurotensin receptor activity
Source: RefSeq, a predicted model, not a curated record